Molecule: messenger RNA, 3653 nt
Organism: Oncorhynchus keta (chum salmon)
Lineage: Eukaryota; Metazoa; Chordata; Actinopteri; Salmoniformes; Salmonidae
Product: zinc finger and SCAN domain-containing protein 31-like
Exons: 2
Coding region: 312-1247 (311 amino acids)
Biological process (GO): regulation of cytokine production; negative regulation of transcription by RNA polymerase II; regulation of immune system process
Source: RefSeq, a predicted model, not a curated record
AGAUAAAGCCAUAAACAAACCAACCACAGAUUUUGGAUGGAUGCAGCGCUGAGUAAUCCUAAAUGUAAUAUGACUAAACCUUACUCUUUAAUAUUUACAUAUUUUUAACAGCCCUUGCGUUUGUAGACAUCCAUUCAUUGACAGCAAAAUUAUCGUAAUUAACCCACACAAAAGGGGGCGGUAUUGCAAUCUCUGCUACUCUUGUGACGUUCAUACGUUUUCUUUUCACAGUCUAUGGUUCACACACACACAACAUACUCGUAAUCCACGUGAGUUAAACAAUAGGAACUGAUACACGUUCAUUCUACAAAAUGUCCAAACUACAUCUGCUGCAUGUGUUUCUUACCGAGCGAUUAACAGCGGCGGCUGUUGAGAUAUUUGUGGUCGUGGAAAAAACGGUAUCAGAGUACCAGGAAGAAAUCUCCCGUUCAAAGGAGGAGAUCGAUCGUCUACGGAUGCUGCUGGAUGUCGUUACUCAACCAAAGAUACAUUUGCAUAAAGCAGAUCCCCAGCAUCUAAUACUCCCUGUCCCUGAAGAGGGAGAGCAGCAGCACUGUGAGCAGGAGUGGUGGUGCACCAGUCUGGGGCAGGAGGACCCAGAGCCCAAACAGAUUAAAGAGGAACAGGAGGAGUUUGGGACAGGUCAGGAGGAAGAGCAGCUUCAGGGUCUGGAGUCUGAUAUCAAAGAGUUCAUAAACAAUCCUUCCUUUGUGAAAAGUGACUGUGAUCAGGACCCACCUCAGCCCUCACAUCUUUACCAAACCCCAACGGUGGAGAACAGAGAGAGGGAUCGUAUGAGGACACACACUGGAGAGAAACCAUAUCAGUGUAGUGAAUGUGGCAAAUGCUUCAGCCAGAAGAUAUACCUGGAAGAACAUAUGGUGACUCACAAAAGAGAGAAACCACAUCAAUGUGAAGACUGUGGUAAAUUGUUUAGCCUCAAGCAUAACUUAACAGUCCAUAUGAGGAUACACACGGGAGAGAAACCAUAUCAAUGCAAAGAAUGUGGCAAAUGCUUUGGUUACACCAAAUCCCUGGCAAAGCAUAUGAGGAGUCAUACAGGAGAGAGACCAUAUCAGUGUUGUUAUUGUGGCAAAUGCUUCACUCAGAAGUUUAGCCUGAAAGAACAUAUUAGUAUUCACACAGGUGAGAAACCAUAUAAGUGUCCCAUGUGUGUAAAAUGCUUCAGGGCAGCACGGUUUCUUAAACAGCACCAACAGAUUCACAGAGAACAACCAUAUUGCUGACUUUUUUGGGGUUAAUGCUUCGCUUGUAAAUCAAAUCAAAUCAAAUUUAUUUAUAUAGCCCUUCGUACAUCAGCUGAUAUCUCAAAGUGCUGUACAGAAACCCAGCCUAAAACCCCAAACAGCAAACAAUGCAGGUGUAAAAGCUUGUAAGAAAUGAGGAUGAACACAGUGUGAGAAACAUGACAUUGCUGCUUAGGGCAAAAUCUUUCUCUCACUUGUGCAGUAAGACCUUUCGAUUCUGAGCAUGGCACAAAAGUGGAUAGUAUGUUUUGUAGAACUAGUAUUUUUAGUUGACACAGUAAGCUUUUUAAGUUUGUCCCAACAUAUGAGUCCCCCAUUUGGAUUACACCUUAAAGUCACAGCAAACUAGUACAUUGGUGUUCUCUAAAUACAUAAAGGUUGUCUACAUUUUAAUGGGAAAGUGCUUCACAUUUGUAGACGUGCUACCUUAUACCUGUAGUGGCAGGACAAACAAACCCAUCAGGUCAAUGAUCUUGGUUUAAUAUACAGUGCCUUUGGAAAGUAUUCAGACCCCUUGACUUUUUGCACAUUUUGUUACAUCACAGCCUUAUUCUAAAAUUGAUUAAGUAAAUAAAAAUCCGUAGCAAUCUACACACAAUACCCCAUAAUGAUAAAGCGAAAAGAAAAAAAAAUGCAAAUGAAAAAAAGAAGGGGAAAAAAUACAUUUUUUUACGUAAGUAUUCAGAGCCUUUGCUAUGAGACUCAAAAUUGAGAUCAGUUACAUCCUGUUUACAUUGAUCAUCCUUUAGAUGUUUCUACAACUUGAUUGGAGUCCACUUGUGUUAAAUUCAAUUGAUUGGACAUGAUUUGGAAAAGCCUGUCUAUAUAAGGUCCCACAGUUGACAGUUCAUGUCAGAGCAAAUACCAAGCCAUGAGGUCAAAGGAAUUGUCCAUAGAGCACCCAAACAGGAUUAUGUUGAAGGAACCGGGAAGGGUACCAAAAAAUUCUGUACCAUUGAAGGUCCCCAAGAACACAGUGGCCUCCAUAAUUCUUAAAUGGAAGAAGUUUGGAACCAAGACUCAUCCUAGAGCUGUCCGCUGGCCAAACUGAGCACUCAGGGGACAAGGGUCUUGUUCAGGGAGGUGACCAAGAACCCGAUGGUCACUCUGACAGAGAUCCAGAGUUCCGCUGUGGAGAUAGGAGAACCUUCCAGAAGGACAACCAUCUCUGCAGAAUUAUAUCAAUCAAGCCUUUAUGGUGGAGUGACCAGACGGAAGCCACUCUUCAGUAAAAGGCACAUGACAGCCUGCUUGGAGUUUGACAAAAGUCACCUAAAUAUUCUCAGACCAAGCUUGUUUUUGCUUUGUCAUUAUGGGGUAUUUUGUGUAGAUUGAUGAGGAUAAAAACAAUGUAAACACAUUUUUAGAAUAAGGCUUUAGCCUAACAAAAUGUGGAAAGAGUUAAUAGGUCUGAAUACUUUCCAAAGGCAUUUUAUAUUGUGAAUGUAUUGAGGAACAAACAUGCACAACAUUGUAGAAGCCCAAAACAGUGUGCAUAACAGAAACAGACAUUUUCAAGCAUAUGCAGUUGCCAUCUCAUUUUGUUUUGAAUUAUACACAACGCGUAUUAGUGACUAUCUUCUAGCUGUACAGAAAGCAGCACAUAUUUGGUUUCAACAAGGCUCCUUGUUCAAAUGUUGGAGUGUCACCUCACCAGCUCUAGUCUGCCAUGACCUCUUAUAUCUGUGUAGUGGGUUUGACACCACUGCAUGGUGUUCUUUCUCAUCAACCUGACAUGGCCCCAGUCCAUGUAAUGCCAUGCUAUAUUGUUGUGAGCAUCUUAGAGUGGAUUGGUAUAUCAUGCUUCUUGUGAAUAAAGCUUUUUAUUAUUAAUCAUGUUAUUUAAUUUCAAGCUGUUAUAGAAGGCUAUUUUAUUUCUCAAAUAAAUACAGGUUCUCAACCUUUAUUUAUUAUUAUAAAUACUAUCAGGUAUGGUAUUUCACAUUACUGCAUAACUUUUACUGUGUGUUGGAUUGGCAUAUCCCAAAAACAUUCCUUAUCCCAGAUACUUCAACUGGUGACUAUCGCGGAGAAUAAAUAUGUUUCUGCAGAAAUCGGAUUUAUUGACAGUACAAACAAUUGGGUUUUAGUGCUCCUUAUUCUUUAUUCAGUUGAAGUAUCCUGAGGUAUGGAAUGUUUUGGGGAUUUUCAAGUCCCUCAGUCGAGCACCGGAUCCCCCAUUUUUCGUUUCAAUUGGGCUGAAGCGUGUUUGGGUAUACCUUUUUUAUUUAGAGCGGCAUCUGUUUGGGACCAACACUAUCCAGGAGAUGGCGGUGUUUUGCGUGUACUUCUCGCAUUAAUUCAUGUCACAAUAUUAUAUCAUAUCAGUUAGAAAACAAUGUAAACAAAAUCAUUGAUUGAGUUAAUAAAGCAGCAUACUCGACA